This is a messenger RNA of Chanos chanos (milkfish), 2804 nucleotides long. It is a transcript of the gene qpctla, whose product is annotated as glutaminyl-peptide cyclotransferase-like a. The transcript has 7 exons. Bases 849 to 2030 code for a protein of 393 amino acids. Lineage: Eukaryota; Metazoa; Chordata; Actinopteri; Gonorynchiformes; Chanidae. Gene Ontology annotation, molecular function: glutaminyl-peptide cyclotransferase activity; zinc ion binding. The record is from RefSeq and is a predicted model, not a curated record.
GUUUGGCCCAGAAUAACAUUUUAUCUUACAGAAGCUAAUUGCAUGUGUUUAUUUGGGAAUGACGGCAUGGCCAAAUGACAUAACCAGCUGAGAGUUUCUUUGUGAAGUCUUGGCUGCCUGUAGCCACUGCGUUUAGGAAAUUACGUGAGUUUGUAGGGGCUGAAUAGUUGCCCAUUUGGAAUAGCUAAUACUGAUCACACUUAUAACUGAUUACCCCAGGAUCUUUCUAAACUCUUUUUAUCUUUUUCAAACAUCUCCGAACUGAUAUCGAUUGGAUAACACCGACAUCAGUGAAAUGCCCAAACAGAAGGGCGGCCGUAUAGUGAUAAAAAUUAUCAAAAACUUGGACGUCGUAGUGGAGGCAGUUAUUAAUUCGGAGUAGACAAUCGUUCGACGUUAUGUUAAAAAAGACAAAAUCAUUGCAUUCGCUGCUCGGGAGCUACAAGGCAGCUUAACUGAUUAGCUGUUUUUCAAGCAGCUUACAAUCGGUUCUCUUACAGAGUGCAUGUAGGGUGCUGGGCUGGCCAUGACAGGUCAUGUUACUGUCACAAAGCCACUACAAAGCACGUCUUUAAUGAGUUCAGAGAAUUCGCCAUCGUUGCAAGCUAUGAAGCUGUUGAUGAAAGGACAGUGCCGCAAACCUCAUGGGGUCUGUGGGUAGGGAAGUUUGUCGUAUUUAAGUUAGCGAUGCGGUAAACAGAGUACGUAGUUACAGCUGACAGAGAACUCUCUUUUACUGACGUGUUCAAACAACACGUGGACAGUGGACAGUUUGGAAACUCAAGGCUGCAGCUCCACGGAGAUUGAGGAAUAUUGUUUUCGUCGUGAGAGUUGAUUGUUCGACUGGCAUGUCCCGAACCAGCAAAAGGUACAAGUCAGUACCUUCAACGAGCAACGGCAGUGCGUUGCCCCGGUGUGACCAAGCCAGGAUGCCCCGUGUCCGCGUCCUCUUCAUCUGUCUCUGCUGUGUGUUGAUAUUUGCGUUGAUUUUGGGGUUGUACAUCUCCAGCGACGCAAAUAGGAGCAAUGGUCCAAUUCCGGCUGCAGAUUUAACCAAAGACAAGUUUAACCAUAAGCCUAGUAAGUGUUCUCCAGCGCAGGUGCGGAAGUUUGCAUCUCAGAUCGACAGGAAGAGACUAUGGGAGACACACCUUAGGCCCAUCCUUAGAGAGAGAAUCCCUGGCACCGCAGGAAGCAAGGCAGUUCGCCAGCACAUCUACUCUCAGCUGGGCUCUCUAUCAGCCGGCUGGAUGUUGGAGGAAGACUCUUUUGUGUCGCCUACUCCAAAGGGUUCAGUCACUUUCACUAACGUUUUGGCUGUCCUGGACCCCUCUGCUCAACGUAGACUACUCCUGGCCUGUCACUAUGACUCCAAGAUCUUUCCACCAGAUCCCAGGUACCCGGGAAAGGUUUUCUUAGGGGCCAGUGACUCAGCCGUGCCCUGUGCAAUGAUUCUGGAGCUGGUAACGGCACUGGACGUCCAGCUCAGCGCCCUCAAACAGCAGCGGGCUGCAGUUACGUUGCAGUUGGUGUUUUUUGAUGGGGAAGAGGCGUUUGAGGACUGGACAGAAACCGACUCUCUGUACGGUUCUCGUCACCUCUCUGAACUCAUGGCCCGCACACCUCAUCCUCCAGGCUCAACACACACCACACUACUGCACGCGGUGGAUCUGUUUGUUCUGUUGGAUCUUCUGGGUGGGCCCGACCCUCUUAUUGUCAAUCAUUUUGACAACACGGCCCGCUGGUUCGACCGCCUUAUUGCUGCAGAGAAAAGUCUGCACAAACAGGGCUUGCUAUCUUCCCACCCCUCAGGACAAAGUUAUUUCAGGAAAGACAUUUACUUUGGCCCUGUACAAGAUGACCACAUACCUUUCUUACACAGAGGAGUGCCCAUCCUCCACUUGAUCCCUACACCUUUCCCUCCGUUCUGGCACAAAAUGGAUGAUUCGGAGGAGAAGAUGCACCCACCCACGGUGGAAAACCUCAUGAAGAUUUUAGCCAUCUUUCUGGCAGAGUAUUUAGGCCUUUGACAACACUGGUUGCCUUGUCGUUACAGAGACAGACCCAAUAGCUGAGCCUGGAGACUACACACAUAUGGACAUAACGAACCUAAAAGACAGUCUGCCCUCUAUAGACUUGCUGAAAAAGAGCCAUAGGCUGCAAUGGCCACACAUACACACACACACACACACAAACACACCCACGGAUACACAGAUUUACACUCAAUUUUGGCAGCUCUUUCAAGAUUCCUCAUUGACAUGCAUUCAUCAGCUGCUCCAUGUUGGAAAGGCUAGGUCCACUAAAUGGUCUCUGACUGUGGACAUAACUAAAAGCUGUUCCUUAAAACCUUCAGAUGUUAAUUUUAACGUCUAGAGUUACCUGUGAAAAUUUUCCCUUUGAUCUGUGAUUUCUCUGCUUAUUAUCUCUAUAAUACUCCCUUAAAAGGGCAGAUUAGGUUUACAGCUAUAACUGGAUGGAUUUGGACCAGAAUAAGGUAUUUAAAUGGAUGGUUGUUAUAAUAUUUUUUUCCCCUGGAAUAUGCAAGAGAUGUACCCAGAUUGUUGGAGUUUGUGUGUUUUACAUCUUUUAAAACCACCUGAAAAUACCUAAAUCAUAAUCAAAAUUCAUACACUUAUAUCAUGUGACAUUUUUAGUUCUGGGAAAGCAUACAAAACUGAAUGCGAGUUAUUGAUUUGCACAGUAAGCAAAAGUGGUUCCAAAAAGAAUAUUGUAUUGGGGACAUUCCUUAAGUCAUUAGCAGAAACUGGAAACUGCAGAGGUUUUGGACUCUUGUCCAAUAAACU